AUGUUCAAGCUAUUGGGAAACUUUAGCGUAUACUUCAAGUAUCAGCCAGUGAAGACAGAUAACGCCGUCUUCAGACUCCACAAUAUCUUCACCACGGUGCUGUUGCUGACGUGUUCUGUGAUAAUCACCGCCACGCAGUAUGUGGGGCAGCCGAUACACUGUAUCGUGGGGCACGGUUUGCCCACUCAACCCAUCAAUACUUUCUGCUGGAUCACCUCUACUUUUACUAUGCCCGAUGCGUUCGCUCGGGAGGUUGGUAAGGAAGUAGCGCACCCCGGUGUUAUGAACGAGUAUGACAGCACUCAGGAUAAGAAGUACUACACUUACUACCAGUGGGUGUGUUUCGUGCUGUUCUUCCAGGCAAUAAUGUGCUACACACCCAAAUACCUAUGGGACGCGUUCGAAGGUGGUCUUUUGCAGACCAUACUAAUGGGUCUCAACGUUGGUGUUUGUCACGCUGAAGAGAAGGAAAAGAAGAAGGAUGUGAUCAUUGGUUACCUAAUACGACACGAAAAGAGACAUAAGCUAUACGCGUUCCGGUAUUGGGGCUGUGAAUUGCUCUGCCUCGUGAAUAUCAUCCUCCAGCUCUGGAUGAUGGACAGCUUCUUUAACGGGGAGUUCCUUUCGUACGGUACCAGGGUACUAGGAUACAGUGAAGUCCCACAAGAACAAAGAUAUGACCCAAUGAUCUACGUGUUUCCUCGUGUAACCAAGUGCACAUUCCACAAAUACGGUCCGUCCGGCACCAUACAGACUCACGACAGCCUGUGUAUACUGCCUCUGAACAUCGUCAACGAGAAAACAUAUAUAUUCCUAUGGUUCUGGUACAUCAUUCUAGCUGUGAUACUCGCUCUGCUUGUUAUCUACAGGCUAGUUAUACUCUUCGUGCCUUCGAUUCGGCCACGUCUUCUCCACGCUAGAGCGCGAACGAUACCGAUGGAGUCAGCGGUGUUCGUCUCCAGAAGAACAGAUGUAGGUGACUGGUGGUUGCUAUACAUGCUCGCUAGGAAUAUGGAUCCGUUGAUAUACAGGGAGCUAGUAGCGGAGCUAAUAAAACGCAUGGGAGAGAAGAGCGGUCCAAGGGCGUGA
Molecule: messenger RNA, 1089 nt
Organism: Leptosia nina
Lineage: Eukaryota; Metazoa; Arthropoda; Insecta; Lepidoptera; Pieridae
Source: the annotation of a GenBank genome assembly